Messenger RNA from Rhineura floridana, 4264 nucleotides. RefSeq names its product cell division cycle 14A (gene CDC14A). NCBI's taxonomy places the organism in Eukaryota, Metazoa, Chordata, Lepidosauria, Squamata, Rhineuridae. The record is from RefSeq and is a predicted model, not a curated record. The transcript has 16 exons. The coding region runs from base 334 to 2190 and encodes 618 amino acids. Gene Ontology annotation, cellular component: nucleolus; mitotic spindle; spindle pole. Gene Ontology annotation, molecular function: protein tyrosine/serine/threonine phosphatase activity; protein serine/threonine phosphatase activity. Gene Ontology annotation, biological process: positive regulation of cytokinesis; cilium assembly; regulation of exit from mitosis.
GGCGAAGAAAUCCCUUCCACCCCACCCUCCGGCCGGCUCUGUGCUCCUUUCCGCCACUCAGACUGGUUGCUGGGUCCCGGAGUGCCUCGCCUUCCCGUUUCCUCCUUCUCGCGCGCACUUCCAUCCCAUGCGGGCGGCGGUGAGGAAGGAGUCUCUGGUGGCUGCAGCGGCAGCAACAGCAGCAGUCCAGACCCAGGCGGGCAGCACCGGCGGUGGCUCCCCUUUUCUUCGGCAUGUCCCGCUGUUGGCGCCUCUUUCGCUGAAUCCGGCUGGGCGGCGAUUUUGCCGCCGCCGCUGCUGCCACCGAAGAAUCCGUCACUCCGGGAGGCACUCAUGAGUGCGGCGGAGACCACUUUCCGCGCCUCUACGCAGCUCCGCGCUCUCUUUCGGAUGGAGCCGACCCCGCCUGUCUCCUCAGAGCAGCUGUUGGGAGCCUCAGAGUUCCUCAAAGACCGACUAUAUUUUGCUACUUUACGGAACAGACCCAAAAGCACGGUAAACACACACUAUUUCUGUACGGAUGAGGAACUUGUUUAUGAAAAUUUUUAUGCAGAUUUUGGACCUUUAAACUUGGCUCUGGUGUAUCGAUUAUGCUGUAAACUAAACAAGAAAUUAAAGUCAUUCAGUCUAUCAAGAAAAAAAAUAGUGUAUUAUACGAGCUUUGACCAGCGGAAACGAGCAAAUGCAGCAUUUUUGAUGGGUGCAUAUGCAGUGAUCUACCUGAAGAAAACACCAGAAGAAGCUUACAGAAUACUUUUAUCUGGAUCUAAUCCACCAUAUCUUCCAUUUAGGGAUGCCUCAUUUGGAAACUGUACAUAUAAUCUAACUAUUCUGGAUUGUCUACAAGGAAUAAAAAAGGCCUUACAGUAUGGAUUUGUUGACUUCAAGACAUUUGAUGCAGAUGAGUAUGAGCACUAUGAGCGAGUUGAAAAUGGUGACUUCAACUGGAUUGUCCCUAGAAAAUUUUUAGCAUUUAGUGGACCACAUCCAAAGACCAAGAUUGAAAACGGCUACCCUCUCCAUGCACCCGAAGCCUAUUUCCCAUAUUUCAGGAAGCACAACAUAACAACAAUCAUAAGACUCAACAAAAAAAUUUAUGAGGCAAAGCGUUUCACAGACGGUGGAUUUGAGCACUACGACCUGUUCUUCAUAGAUGGAAGCACACCGAGUGACGGGAUACUGCAACAGUUCUUGAACAUCUGUGAGGAAGCAGAAGGUGCCAUAGCUGUGCAUUGUAAAGCUGGGCUAGGAAGAACAGGAACACUGAUAGCGUGUUAUAUAAUGAAACACUAUAGAUUCACACAUUCUGAAGCCAUUGCCUGGAUACGAAUGUGCCGGCCAGGUUCUAUUAUUGGACCCCAGCAACAUUUUCUUGAAGAAAAACAGUCAAUGUUGUGGCUCCAAGGAGACCUCUUCAGAUCCAAACAGAAGCCAAGAGGAAUAGAUGAAGAUAGCAUGAGCAGAGUUCUGUGUGGCUUGGAUGAUAUUUCCAUCAGUGGGACUUGGAGUAAAAUAGAAAGUAAUUUGGAUAAAUAUGUAGAGAAUGAAUUGGAAGACAAUGUAGAACAGGAAACCAAGAAUGGUAUGACACAGGGAGACAAACUUCGUGCCUUAAAACUUCGGAGGCAGCCACGUUCAGCUACAACAGGAGCUCUUAGGGUUGAAGAUACGAAACUGCACACCAGAUCCAGAUCCCAGCCUUUCAGAUUAAAUACUGCAGCUAUCUCUCAGGGGUCCAUAUCUCCUUUGAAGUCCUCCAAAGUGACGGUAGCUACAUCACCUGCAGCAAAGAGAAUAAGCAGACACCCUCAGUCCUCAAGCCCAAAUUUUAAAAGCAUUUCCAUAAACUCCAGGCUAGCCAGUUCUCUAGGGAACCUGUAUGCUGCUUCAGAUGAUGCCGAGAGCAAACUGACAUCAUCGUCCUCUAGGACAGGUUAUUCUGUAAAUCAAAUCUCCAGUCAUUUGAAUGGCAGUUCACAGCUGCCUGUCAGAAAUUACCAUGAGCAGAACAACAACCUGUACAACAGGAGCGGCAGUAAUGCUACCAACCUCAACAGCUAUGCCAAUUCUCCCAGCAUCCUGACAGACGAGUACAGCACCUACAGAUCCUUUACGGGGCUCGCUGCUUCUCCAGCAAGAUACCUGAGUCGUUCAAUUCCUUCCCUUCAAUCUGAAUAUGUUCAGUACUAAAGCCUUGUUGCUUCGGUGAAAUCUGGACAACCCUUAAAAAUCAGUUCUCUUCAAGGAGGAGCAAUGUUGAGGGGAAAACAACCUGCCCAAGGGGACAAGACCUCUUCAUACAUGAUUAGAGCUAAAGACACUAAAAUCUCUGAAUACCCAGAGACCUCAGUUAGUGGCUACUACAAAUGCACUGGAGUUAAAACUUCUGAAUAGUACAGUUUUGUGUACAAGAGCAAGAUUUUAAAAUUGAGAAUAUUUCUAAUGAAUUUUAGCAAUAUAUUUGUAAUUAUGGUUCUGAAUAACAGUGUUAUGUGUGUGUGUGUAUAUAUAUAUAUUGAGUAAACUAUUUUGUUUAUAUAUGUCUAUAAAUUGUGUAAAAAGUAGGCUAUAUUUUGAUUUAAGCUUCCCUUUUUUAUCCCCAAAAUGUCUAUUUUUAAAUAUACUGUUUUACAUUUCAAACAUUAGCCAGGAUCCAGAGAAGGCCAUGGGUGCAGACCACUUUUUGCACACACAUGGAGGAGAGGGAUUUGCUAAUAGAUGGCAGCCCUUCUCACCUCAUGGGGUUUUCACAUCCCAGAGGGCCCUUCAACUUUCAUAGGGUGCAACGAGGUGCUGCUAGAAGAGGGGAACUGAAAAGUCUGUGUGCGUAUUUGGAAGCAACCCAUGCAUGCCCCUUGAUCCUGGCCAUUAAGAAGAGAGCUGCUUGCUUGUUUUAUUUUAUGCAUCUAUCACUGUGGCUUCAGUUUAAAUAUUUUUAAUUAGUGGGGAACAAGUUACUAUCAACCUCAUUGUUUUAAUUUUGAAUGCUAAUGUUUAAAAUGAACAUUUUCAAAAGGAUAUUGAAUGUCUAUGAAGUAGGCCUAUUCUAGCAUCCUGAAUUAGUGUCUUUUCCGUGGAAAGGGAAAGUAAUUUUAAAUAAAUAAGUUGUUAUCAUAUUCAGCCCAAUAAUCUGUUCUACAACGCUGUUCUGUUCUUAGACUUUUAUGUUUCUGUAUUUUCCUUUCUGUAUAACUCAUCAGUUCUACAAACUAUACUGUAUCAGAAUGUAAAGCCAGGAUUAAAUAUUUGGCUAUCUGUAGUAAGGAAAGAGUUUUGUGCAUCGCAUGCGCUCUCUGAAUUUAUAAGAGUUGCACUUCUUUUGAUCUUGAUUUGAUUGACCUUUCACUGCUAGUUGCAAAGAUUUUGUUACCGCAAAUUUAGAUAUGGAGGCAGGAGUUGCACAUUUUCACUAUGGAUUGCGGACGGACUGUUAAUCUCUAUAGUGUACUCUUUUCCUUACACAUUCAGCCAUGCUGUCCUACUUACUAUACCGGUAAAUGCUGUUGCUAUUGUCUCAUGCCAUUGAACUAUUUCAAACAAUGCUUUUGUGACUCUUCACUAGAACCCUUCAAAAAAAGUUUUGAAAUAGCUGCACUUCUGAUACUCACCUCUGUCUGAGGUAGUGUCAUUCAGAAUGCAAUAACUGCAAAAGUGAAGUGAUAACAUGCAUUUCACUUCUAAUUUAUAUUAUGCUAAGAAGAAAUUGCACUCAUUAACCAUGUUCAGAUGAUCAUAUCUUGGCUUAAUAGGCCACACGCAGCCCCUUUGCUUGUCUCAGCAGUGCAAGCAAUCAAACUCAGAAAUAUCUAACCAUAAUUUCCUACUUCAUUCAAAUCGGAAAAACUGUGUGUAAUAGCUUCAGAAGAUGUCACGGUAUUAAAUUAACAGUUUGAAGUUAGUUUAAUAUCUUUUCCUAUUCCAAAGCUGGUAACCAUGGUUUCCCAGUUCUCUUAUUUAAAACAAGACAUAAGUACUGGGAAUGUGUUUUUAUUUUUUAUUGGGUUCGUAUUGAGGAAAGAUAACUAUUAAUGAGUUUUUUAAAAAUAUUAUUUUGAAGAGAAAUUGCCCUAAUUAUGAUGGAUAAAUUUGAUUGCAGCUGUUUCAAUCAGUGAAUUCAAUCUUUUCAUUAUAUGUACAUAAAAUAUACUGUGUAUGAGUGAGUGAUAGGCAAAUUCUAAGGUAAUUCUACCUCUAUAAAGUUUGACAUGUAUUUUGUUACUACCUUAGUUACAAGAAAAGUGUACUAUUUUUAAAAAGUAGAAAU